UACGUGUGUCGAGAAGAGGGGCACAGUAAACACACAGUCACUCAGCUAGUGUGCAGUGCUGGGAGGCUAAAGCUAUGCUAACUUAUCCGGGAAGAACAUAGAAACACCUCAUGAGUUGUGUAACCAAGACGACGACUCUUUCCUCAACUUUAACCGCCAUGAUGACCGACUCUUCACUCCUCAACUCUGAGCAGGAGUUACAGCAGCAAGAGGAACUUUAUCAACAGCUGCUGUUACAGACAAUGGGAAAGAUGCAGACCAAGAAUCCAGACUCCAAAGUAAUCAGACCAGAGCCUGGCAUGUGUGUGAAGACUCUCUCCCAGCCAGGCAAGCAGAAGGUCUUCGUUAACAUCUGUCAGUCAAACUCAGUCCCGCCUCCACCAGACCUCUCCAGAGAGGAGCUUGAGGACCUGCUCCAAUCGGAUGAUCCAAGUGGCUACAGAGUUCCAAUGAGCCUCGGCGAGCCACACAUAGAAAUAGACAACAGCUCUCAGGGUUGCACAGCAUACGAUGUGGUCGUCAACCAGGAGUUCUUCCAAAAGUGCCAGAAGGAUCCCUUGUUCCAGCAGUUUGUCAUUCUUGUGUCUAUGGAGGGUUUGGAGAACAAAUAUAAUCUGGAGCUAAGUCGAGACUGGAAGGUGCUGAAGAACAGAAAGUUUUUGGGUUCUGUUAGCGAGCAGAACAUCCGGACAAAGAGCAGGCCCGUGAUUCAAGAACUGAAGCCUCAGGAGAGCUCCACUGCUACGGCCAAACGACCAGAGUUCACUUUGCUUGUGGAGCCCCCUGAUGGCGACCCUGAGUACCUCAUUGCUGAAAUAAUGCUACCUGGGGUGCCGUCGUCUCGCUCUCUGGUUUUGGAUGUGGGGGAGGACCGACUGGUGUUGACGGCUCGGCCCUCGCUCUUCCAUCUCGACAUCUUCCAUCCCUUCCUCGUUGACCAGGAGAACAGUGUGGCACAAUACAACAACAGCACUCAGAUCCUUACAGUGACAAUGCCUGUGGUAUCUUCAUGAAACUACAGAAGUAAUGUCCAGUUAUUUAUGAAUAUUGUUGAAAAAUGAUGCUGUCAUAAUAAAAGGGUUUUUAUAAAGUCACA
Micropterus salmoides (largemouth bass) is the source of this 1096-nucleotide messenger RNA. It is a transcript of the gene pih1d1, whose product is annotated as PIH1 domain containing 1. Gene Ontology annotation, biological process: box C/D snoRNP assembly; rRNA processing. The record is from RefSeq and is a predicted model, not a curated record. Gene Ontology annotation, cellular component: ribonucleoprotein complex; cytoplasm; R2TP complex. The transcript has 11 exons. Lineage: Eukaryota; Metazoa; Chordata; Actinopteri; Centrarchiformes; Centrarchidae. Bases 111 to 1013 code for a protein of 300 amino acids.